UGCCCUCACUUACUUCCUCCUCCUUCACCACCUGCCAGGCUCAGCAUCCACUGGGAGCUCCCGCUUCCUCGGCGCUGAAAUCAUGUCCCUGGGUCUCCUGUGGCUGGGCCUCACCCUGCUGGGGGCUCUGCAGAUCCAAGCCCAGAGCUCCACCCCAGACCUGAUCCCGGCCCCACCCCUGCUCAGGAUCCCUCUGCAGCCAGACUUCGAAGACGACCAGUUCCAGGGGAAGUGGUAUGUCCUGGGUGUGGCUGGGAAUGCAGUGACGAAAGAAGAAAAUGGCCAGUUUAAGAUGUACACCACCACCUACGACCUGCAGGAAGAUCACAGCUACAAUGUCACCUCCAUCCUGCUCAGGGACGGGCACUGCUUCCACUGGAUCAGAACUUUUGUCCCAAGUUUCCAGCCUGGCCAGUUCAACUUGGGCAAUAUCAAGGCUUACCCUGGGAUACGGAGCUACACGGUGCGAGUGGCAGCUACCGACUACAAGAGGUAUGCCAUGGUGUAUUUCAAGAAGGUUGCCGACAAGGAGUACUUCAAGACCACCCUCUACGGGAGAAACAAGGAGCUGACCCCUCCACUGAAGGAGACCUUCGUCAACUUUGCCAAAUCUCUGGGCCUCACCGAUGACCACAUCCUCUUUUCUGUCCCAAUUGACCGGUGCAUUGAUGAAGACUGAGCAUGCACUGCCUCCUGUCUCUUGGGCCCCGUAUCCCUCCUGUCGGCCUCUGUCCUUGGCACUGUCCAGCCACCUAUGCCAGCCCUGCCACCAGUGAGAGAGCCAGGAGACCUUCCACACAGCCCUGCACCCCCCAGGCCAGCCUGCCGAUAGAGCCCCCCAUUGCCUGAGAAAUAAACAAACUGCCAAGAGGA
Choloepus didactylus (southern two-toed sloth) is the source of this 873-nucleotide messenger RNA. RefSeq names its product lipocalin 2 (gene LCN2). The transcript has 7 exons. Gene Ontology annotation, molecular function: small molecule binding. Lineage: Eukaryota; Metazoa; Chordata; Mammalia; Pilosa; Megalonychidae. Bases 83 to 679 code for a protein of 198 amino acids. The record is from RefSeq and is a predicted model, not a curated record.